AGAGAAUCAACACACAAGUUCAUUAGUAAGACCUAUGGAUUUGAAAAAUUCCAACAUAUAUUACAUUUAUUUCAGUUCAUGCAGCUUUUAGCUAUGUGUAUUUCUUGGCUAUGUAGACAGCUUCCUGUUUUGUCUCAUGCAAUGGUUCAAAGUUCUUAUUUCUGAACCUUGCCUUCUCUUUUCCUGUUUACUAAGUAGCUCUGGGAAAAACACAGUCAGAUUGUUUAAUUUGUGAACCAUACAUCUUUGUUUUUGUCUUCAAGGCACCUUUGAUCACCACCAGGGGGCAAAAGCCUACCAGCUGGCCUCUGCAAUACGCUCUGUAUAGGACUGUACAGUACAGGGACCCUCAGUGUCUGAUUCUUGAUGGAACCUCCCUGCUAAUUAUUUCAACCACAGGGCCCCAGGGAGAGAACAAAGGGCUCAGCACAGAGGACUCUUGUGGCACUUAACCGUACAGCAGCCAGAAAGAGCUCAUGACAGCCCUGUCAGUUUAAAAGGAGCAAUGAGAUCCAAGAGUGUUUGAGUGACAAACAGGAGGAGGUGGGUUUCAAUAACUGCAAACUCCAGUGUGUGUGCUUUCUUCAGCUUUGAUAUGUAUGGUGGUAUUUACCAGCACAUCCACUCAAAUUGAGGGUUACCUUUGUCAACUCUCCUUCUCUGGCUAAAUAAUCGACGUUAUUUACAUUGUGCGAUUUUUUUUUCCCUUUUCAAUCUUUGAUUUUCCAUUACAUUCUUGGCUUAUGUUCUGCUGACAGUUUACCUUUCAGAAAAGGAUUCCCUUAGAAUAUUUUUUAAUCUACAUUUUCCCAUCCAUCUAUAAAAUAGGAGACGAAGCAGAAGAAAACUCAAGGAGCAAAUCCUAUUGAACUAAGAAUUUCUUCACAGCAGGAAGCAAGUGGAAGGUAAAUAGUAGGUUGGCCCCGUACAACUCCGUGAGCCCAGCUUUCUCGGAUUCCCGGGCACGCUCAGCUUCUCUUCACCUCAGGAAUAAUGAAUGAGUCUUUGGAUAAGUUGAUAGAGGAAGUAGGAGGUUACCACGAAGAUUUCCAGGGUGUAAAACUGACAAUCGUUGUUUCGUUCAAAAAGUCUCAUCGUAAAACAUGCACAGAAGGCUGGGAAAACUCAGAACAAGCCCCUGAGACCGGGGUGCAAGGCUCCCAGCCACCUCCACGCCCCGCGAAAGCGUCGGAAGCCCUGCGAGCCCUUUGCUACCAGAAAACGUGUUUGCCUUGGGAUUUCCACGCUCACGCUUUUUUUUUCUAAGGUUGGUUAAUCCGUGCGCCCCACCUCAUAAAAUGGUCGUCUUUCAAGAGUGAGGAUUCCCGCGGCCCCCAGCCCUGGCACCGCUCACCCAGCGUGCUCCCCUCGGCCCUUUCCUCCACUCCACCUCACCGCACCCCGCGCGGACCAGCGGCGUGACUCCAGCGCCAAGGAGGAAACCGGCCGGAGGGGGCGGCGGCCCGCGGCGCACGCACUCGGCAGGCUUCCGGCAACUCAAGGGUUACGACCAGGCGGCGGCGCGCGCCGAGGGGAGAGGCGGUUGCUGACAGGUGGCGCCUGCGCACUGGGAACACUCAUUGUGCCCCGCAGCUGCCGAACCGCCCGCCAGCCCGCCUGCCGCCUGUUCGGCUCGUCAGCCCGCGAGAGUCCGGUGGUGGGUGCUGAGUCUGCGGCCGUUCCCGCGUCUUCUUCCUUCUUUCCGUUCCCUCUCACCCCUAUCCUGCUCCCCUUUCCCCAUCCCGGCUCCGUCACCCUCCCGCCCCCCACACUCUUGACGAGAAUGCCCUGCCCGGAACAACCCAGCAGCGCCUAGAUGGCUUUGGUCACGGUCCAGCGGUCGCCUACCCCCAGCACCACCUCCAGCCCCUGCGCCUCGAGCUCUCAUUUGGAUGACAGUGAAUCAGCAGCAUUACUUUGCUAUGAAUAUGAAGAAUCAGAAAUCUUUAAUGAUUCCAAUGAGGCAGACAGUGGGGAAGAGGAAUGCCGAUCACAGCCUAGGAGCAUCAGCGAGAGCUUUCUAACUGUCAAAGGUGCUGCCCUUUUUCUGCCACGGGGAAAUGGUUCAUCCACACCAAGAAUCAGCCACAGGCGUAACAAGCAUGCAGGUGAUCUCCAACAGCAUCUUCAAGCAAUGUUCAUACUUCUCCGCCCAGAAGACAAUAUCAGGCUGGCUGUAAGACUGGAAAGUACUUACCAGAACCGAACACGCUAUAUGGUAGUAGUUUCAACUAAUGGUAGACAAGACACUGAAGAGAGCAUCGUUCUAGGGAUGGAUUUCUCCUCUAAUGACAGUAGUACUUGCACCAUGGGCUUAGUCCUGCCUCUCUGGAGUGACACUCUAAUUCAUUUGGAUGGUGAUGGUGGGUUCAGCGUAUCAACAGACAACAGAGUUCACAUAUUCAAACCUGUAUCUGUGCAGGCAAUGUGGUCUGCACUACAGAGUUUACACAAGGCUUGCGAAGUGGCCAGAAUGCAUAACUACUACCCAGGCAGCCUCUUUCUCACCUGGGUGAGUUACUAUGAGAGCCAUAUCAACUCAGACCAAUCCUCAGUCAAUGAAUGGAAUGCUAUGCAGGAUGUGCAGUCCCAUCGGCCCGACUCUCCAGCUCUCUUCACUGACAUACCAACUGAACGUGAGCGAACAGAAAGGCUAAUUAAAACCAAAUUAAGGGAGAUUAUGAUGCAGAAGGAUUUGGAAAACAUUACAUCUAAAGAGAUCCGAACAGAGUUGGAAAUGCAAAUGGUGUGCAACUUGAGAGAAUUUAAGGAAUUUAUAGACAAUGAAAUGAUAGUGAUCCUUGGUCAGAUGGAUAGCCCUACACAGAUCUUUGAGCAUGUGUUCUUGGGCUCAGAGUGGAAUGCCUCCAACUUGGAGGACUUACAGAACCGAGGAGUGCGGUAUAUCUUGAAUGUCACUCGAGAGAUAGAUAACUUCUUCCCAGGAGUCUUUGAGUAUCAUAACAUCCGGGUAUAUGAUGAAGAGGCAACAGAUCUCCUGGCUUACUGGAAUGAUACUUAUAAAUUCAUCUCUAAAGCAAAGAAACAUGGAUCUAAAUGCCUUGUGCACUGCAAGAUGGGGGUGAGUCGCUCAGCCUCCACUGUGAUUGCCUAUGCAAUGAAGGAAUAUGGCUGGAAUCUGGAUCGAGCCUAUGACUAUGUAAAGGAAAGGCGAACGGUGACCAAGCCCAACCCCAGCUUCAUGAGACAAUUGGAAGAAUACCAGGGGAUCUUGCUGGCAAGCAAACAGCGGCAUAACAAACUGUGGAGAUCUCAUUCAGAUAGCGACCUCUCAGACCACCAUGAACCUAUCUGCAAAUCUGGGCUAGAACUCAACAAGAAGGAUAUCACCACCUCAGCAGACCAAAUUGCUGAGGUGAAGACCACAGAGAGUCACCCCCCCUUACCUCCUGUCUUUGUGGAGCAUGUGGUCCCACAAGAUGCAAAUCAGAAAGGCCUAUGUACCAAAGAAAGAAUGAUCUGCUUGGAGUUUACUUCUAGGGAAUUUCAUGCUGGACAGAUUGAGGACGAAUUAAACUUAAAUGACAUCAAUGGAUGCUCGUCAGGGUGUUGUCUGAAUGAAUCAAAAUUCCCUCUUGACAACUGCCAUGCGUCCAAAGCCUUAAUCCAACCUGGACAUGCCCCGGAAAUGGCCAAUAAGUUCCCAGACUUAACAGUGGAAGAUCUAGAGACAGAUGCCCUGAAAGCAGACAUGAAUGUCCACUUACUGCCUAUGGAAGAAUUGACAUCUAGACUGAAAGAUCUCCCCAUGUCCCCUGACCCUGAGUCACCAAGCCCCCAACCCACUUGCCAGGCUGAAAUCUCAGAUUUCAGUACAGAUCGCAUUGAUUUUUUCAGUGCCCUAGAGAAGUUUGUGGAGCUCUCCCAAGAAACCCGGUCCCGAUCUUUUUCCCACUCAAGGAUAGAGGAACUGGGUGGAGGAAAGAGUGAGAGCUGUCGACUCUCAGUGGUAGAAGGAGCCCCUUCCAAAGUGACAGCUGAUGACCAGAAAAGCAGCUCUUUGAGUAAUACUCCUCAUGUGUCUGAAGAAUCAUCAAUGGAUGAGGAACAGUCAAAGGCAAUCUCAGAACUGGUCAGCCCAGACAUUUUCAUGCAAUCUCACUCAGAAAAUGCAAUUUCAGUCAAAGAAAUUGUCACUGAAAUUGAAUCCAUCAGUCAAGGAGUUGGGCAGAUUCAACUGAAAGACAUUCUAUCCAACCCAUGCCAGACACCAAAGAAGAACAUCAUCCAUGAGCUGCCCCUGGAGAGGGUCCAGGUCCCAGAGAACAAACCUAGACAUUUGGAACAGGAUGGGGGCUCCUGCACAGCCCAGCCUGAACUAGCCAAAGACUCAGGGAAGUGUGACCCAGAAGGCUACCUAACCACACACUCAGUCACAGCAGAUUUGGAAGAAGAGGAACCAGGCGAAGAAGAACAAGAGCUCCAGGGCCCAGGGAUGCACCCGGGUGCCAAGUGGUGCCCUGGGUCUGUGAGACGAGCCACCUUGGAGUUUGAAGAACGCUUACGGCAGGAGCAAGAGCAGCAUGCUGCUGCCCCCACAUGUACCUCAUUGUCCACGCGCAAGAAUUCCAAGAAUGAUUCUUCUGUGGCAGACCUAGCACCAAAAGGGAAAAAUGAUGAAGCCACCCCAGAACAUUCAUUUGUCCCCAAGGAACCAGAGAUGAGCAAGGGCAAAGGAAAAGGCAGUGGGUCUGAAGCUGGCUCACUAUCCCAUUCUGAGCAGAACAUGACUAUUCCAGCACACGAGCUACUAGAGUUUCACCCCAUGCCAGCUCAGGAGUGCCUAGGGUCAGAUUCUAGAACAAACCAGAAAGGAGCCCUGAAGGAUCAGAGAACUGUGGUUUCAUACCAGGGGUCUGAGACACAGGCAGUCCCUCUUGCCCUUCCCAAGAGGAUAGAAAUCAUUGAGUACACCCACACAGUUAGAUCAUCAGAUCACACUGGGCCGGGGGGAGAAAUCUCCACCAGCGAAAAGAGUGAAGAGCAAGGACUGAGGACAGUGAAAGUGGAGAAGUCCAUCACUGUGCUGUGUGCACUGGAUGAAAAUCUAAACAGGACUCUGGACCCCACCCAGAUUUCUGUGCACUCCCAUGUGCUACCUCUGCCUCAUUCUCCUGAGUACAGCAUGCCCACUGAUCACCUGGCCUCCACACUGAGCAGCAGCCCAUCAGCAGCCCUGGAGACAGGAGCACCUUUUGUUAGUUGCACAUCCCAUGUACCAUUUGCCAACUUGGAUUACCUGCAUCCCCAGACUGUGGUUCACCUGGAAGGCUUCACAGAGCAAAGCAGCACCACAGAUGAUCCCUCUACAGAGCAGGUUACCUGGGAGGAAAGUCAGGAAGGCCCCCCUAGUGGUAAUGAAGUGCAACAAAAUGGCAAAGACCUAAUUUUAAUUAGCAAACUUGGUGAGUUACAGGAAAAAGUGGGCCCGUCAUUUGUAGCUUGUCAACUCCCACAUAGCUCUAGUAGUGAAAAUAUAAAGAGUAGCCCUGGUGUGGUGAAAGAGCACACUAAAGAAAUCGAGUCCCAAGUGACUUUCCAGGCAGAGCUCACCAAACUAUCCCGAAUGAGGCGUUCAGCAUCUCUUGCCAAGUUAGGUUACUUGGACCUCUGUAAAGACUAUUUAUCAGACACGGAGCCUGUCUCCUCUGAAUCCCCUCAUCUCAAACUGCUUCAGCCCUUCCUCAGAACAGACUCAGGCAUGCACACUGUGGAAGCCCAAGAGCCCCUUGGAAACCCAGGUUCCCCCCAGAACCCAGAGCCCACCAAGUAUUUUGUAAAACAACUCAAAACAACAGAGUGUAUCGUUCAGAGCAAGCCAGUGGAGAGGCCCCUUGUGCAGUAUGCCAAAGAAUUUGGUUCCAUUCAGCAGUGUUUGCUUCCCAGGGUGGGACCUGAAUUGACUAGUUCUGAAGGAGGCCUUCCUCUGCUACAGACCCAGGGGCUGCAGUGUGCAAGCCCAGUGCCAAGGCUGGCUGUGGCACCCUGUCAACAACAUGGCAGAACUCACCCCCUUAGGAGACUGAAAAAAGCAAAUGAUAAAAAACGGACGACCAACCCCUUCUAUAAUACCAUGUGAUCCUGAGCCUACACAUGUGACUUUCUAAAAGAAAUGUUUGUAAAAGGGGCAGGUGUAAUAUGUAAGGAACAUGCACUUUAUUGGUUAAUUUUAUAAUAUUUUGGCAUUUUACUGUUUUUGGCGCAUGCAGGGUUUGGGUUUUUCAGUGUGUGUGUGUUAUAUGUAAGGAGAGAGAUUGAUUUGGAUGGCAAGACCAUUUUAUCAUUUUUUAUUUAAAAGAAUUCAAACCUCAAGAAAACCCUCAUUUUCAAAGAACACCUAUAUCAAAGGCAAAUUGCUGUUUUUCAAUCAACUGCCACCUGCUCCUCAUUUUGCCCUCUGAGCAAAAGCACGGUUGCUUCAUUGAAGGAAGGAAGCAGAAGGGGAGGGUAGAGAAGAAGUUGGAAAAUGCUCCCCUGUGUCUUUGUGAUGAUGGUUUGCUUUCCAGACCUGAGGCUUCAGAUGGGCCCAAGGGCAGCCGGAAGUCAGAAGUCUCUCAGCCACAGUCCUUUGAAGUUCCUAAAGUAGGCAGGCUCUGCUUUGCUUUUAAGGGGGCCAUCCAGAACCCAUUUCUUCUGGUAUUCAGAGUAUGUCAUGACAGAAAGGUAUGAUAAUGGUUGGCUUGGUAAAUUCAUCAAAUAGUUUUUUCCCCAAGAAAGUAAUUUUUGAAAUUAAAUUUUAAAAGAACCUCAAAUGAAAUCUGAAUGGCCUCCUGGAGAGGAAAGCAGGAUGAGAGGAUGAAGAUGUGAAUUGGGGAGUGUUGAGCUGCUGCCCAGGACCUGCUGGGCUGAUGGGGAUCCCCACCGGAGGGCAUCCUGGCCCUCCCUGCCAGAAAGUGCUCUGCAGUGUCCUCCCAACUAAAACACGGUAGUGACAAGUUUGAAAAGCAGCAAUCAAAAGUCAAUGUGUUCUGGUAAUAAAUACAUAUGUAGGGUUUUAACCCUUCCAUUACUUGAAUAAUUCUGUAGGCCUUCUGAGUUUAACGGCCAUAUUUGUUUUUCCUUCCCCAUGCUCUUUCCCUGUGCUGCCUUUUUUUUUUUUAUUUCAUAGAUAUAUUUGAAUUGUUACAUAUGUAUUAACCUCCAUUGAAUGCAACAUUUUCUUUUCUUUGUUAUCACUGUUAACACUUGACAUAAGUUUUUGUUUCCUUCCUUUUCCUGGAAGGUCAUUUCUCUAAAGUUUAUACACAGUAUUUAUGUACAUAAUGUCACUUGCUUUCUUACAGUGUUUUGUUGAUGUUGUAGGGUCUUUUUGAUUUAUUCUUUUUAAGAAGGAGUAGAGUUGCAACUGGAAAACACACAAAGACACCAGAAAUAAAACUGAUGGAUAUUGGUAGGAAUCUGUACAGUAUAUUGAUAGUGGUUUUGAUUGUUUAAAUGGAGAUUUCUAAUCACCAGCUCCUGCCAAAUUAUGCAUUAGUAACUUCUUCCUCAGAGAAACCCGUAAAGGCUCCUAUUAGGUCACAGUGUGACUGAGGCUUAUUUCUCUUUGAGACUGAAAUCCCAGAACAUUAUUUUCCAGUAGCCUUCCACAGCCAGGAAGUUUAUAUGAGUUUCCCAGAGUAGAACCUCCCUUUUGGGGCUCAGCCAAGGGCAAGUACCUGCAAUGACUCCAUUUAGGAUGCUGUUGGUUUGCUGCUGUUAUGGAGAUCUUAACACAGGAGCACCUGCCAUAAACAAGCCUCUUUUAGCUUCUUCUAGAAAACAUACUUGGCCUGGAAUGAAACAUCUCUACAGCUCAUUAAAACUGAAGAGGUUUGCAGAUUUGCUUCCUGUUCGCUUUGUUUAAUGUCCUCAUUGCUGUGCAUUGACUGAGUACAGUCUUGAGAUUUAAGUUUUUCAUUGAUUACAACACUGAGAGAGAAAGACAGAUGCACAGACUGUCAAGGUGAUAUCAGAGGCCAGAGUUUGGUGUAGGCAGAUAACCCAAAGGGUGUUGUAAAGGUAAACUAGGGCCAUUGGCCAGGUGCUCAGGAGAAGCUGUGAAUCCACUUUCUGUGUGGAAGCCGUGGUUGGUCUGUUACCACUGCCAGGAGGCAGUUUGAACAGAAACUACCUGCUGAAAGUGUCUUUAUGGUCUAGUAACUACAUGUGCCUGUGCUGUUGCUCAGUAGUUUCCUUAAAUGUUUUGUGUCAUCCAUACAGUUUUGUGAUUCCAGGAUAUUUUGUGUUGUAAAGUGUUUUGCUAGGUGUCAUGAACCUGUGUGAGGACGCUUGCAAGAUGGGGAUGUAAAUUUCCAGGACUUACCCAUCUAAACUACCCUGUCUGGUUGAGGCACUUCCACCGACAUUGGAUUGGAAAGGAAUGGAAAUUGUGGAGUGGAGAGAGGAGGAUCUGCAUGGACGUUAAGAGAGUGGUGUCCACUCAUGAUGACCCCUUGCACUGUCCACUGUUCUCCCACCACUGUGACUAAUGCUCACUAACUACAUUAAAUAACAAAGAGGUGAGGAACCCCACUUACGCUGUGAAAAAAAUUUUUUUAAAUUUUUUUUUUAAGAGUGAAGGAAACAGUCUUGCUCUAUCUUUAUUUUUCAUUAUGUUUUUUAUUGUUUAAUUAUCUACCUAAAUAAACAUUUUCUACACACAGUCUGUAAUGCCAGGGGGGUUUGUUAGCCCUGUCAAACUCCCAGAAUUGGGUGUUGUUAUUUACAUGGCUGAGCAAUGUCCAUAAUGAACUGUAGAGAAUAUUUCAGGCUUUCUUCUCUUUAAACUUUUUGAUAAAUCUCCAGUGGCCAGUUUCCCUCUUCUGUUCCUGGGAAGCCCAGACCUAAAACAGCCGUUUGGUAGAUUGACAGAGAUGAGUAGAAAAAACUUUGACCUUUUGCUCAGUCAGUACACCUUUUUACAUUUUCUUUAUUUUUUUUUUUUUAAACUACCAUAGUCUCGGAGGCGUAUACGGGUAUAGGCAAAAGCAAGUGCACAUACAUAAGAGUCUAACUUUUUGGUGCAUGGGAUAAACGCCCUAGGCGCAUAUAGGAUUUGGGCUAUAAUUUGGAUGGUUACCUGAUCAGUGGAGAGAAACUCCAACCCUUCCUUGAUUUUUGGAAACACUUAGAAGUAGUGUACACUAUAGAAGACAUGAAGUGUGGUGAUGUCCAUCUCUCCCCAUUUUGGUUGCCUUUCAGAUUCUGUGUAUUUGGGAUAUUUCCUAACAUAGCUCCUUCAGGUUCUUUAUUUUCCUGGUUCUGGGUCUUUAUCCAACUUGUAUUUCCUCUUUCCCAUUUUGCCUGAGGAUGACAGCCCAGGCUCUGAAGUCCCUUCUUGCCCAUGGGCCCCAGACAGAGGCUGUUGGUUAGGCCUGAAGGUUCCUCUAAGAAGCUUCUGAGAUGUGGCAGCUCACAGAAAUCACCUUUUUCAUCUGGGGAUUUCAGUUCUUAAGUGAUCUAGGCAUGUUUGGUAAAAAUGUUUUUGUGGGAGUCUUUUUUUCUUUUAAGGAAAGCAUUAUGCAGAAAAUCACUUUCAAGGGCAUUUUAAAUUUUUUAAAUAAAGCCAUUCUUUAUGGCUAUUUGUGGAUACUUUGUUUACAUUGUAUUAAAAUGUGCAUCAGCUUGUUGGCCAUUCAGUCCCCAGGCCCUAGCUGCCCUGUGAGUCCUUACUCAGAGCAGUGCUGUAAUGGUCAGCCCUUGUGGGUAAGUGGGUAAAUUUAUGGAGCUGACUUCCAUCUGUGUCCUGCACUCCCAUUCAGCGCUCUUUAUGGAAAUAGCUGUCAUUUCCUCAGUGAUAGUGUGUCUUAUAGUGAUGGUUGUAAUGGUGAAUGGCUAGUGUCAUUUUUGUUUAAUUUAGCUUUGCUUUUUAAUGGUAGACAAGAUGAAAUUUUCACUGUUUUAGCACCAAUCCACCUUAAAAGCACCUUGGGCUUUGUUUUCCCCUCCAGUCUAAAAGAUCAAUGCGCGUUUUAGACAUAAGCAUAUUUCCUGCCUCAAUUCAUCCAAUACCUAAAUACUAUGUAUUAGGAAAAGGCCUGCCACCAAAGCAGGAAGCUGCAUACUCCUAACCCUUCUUCUAGGGUUUGGGAGUCCCUUGACACCAUGGAGAGCUAUUGCAAGGUGCUUCUAUACUUUUCCAGCCUGGAAGUGGAGGGUGACUGGCCCUGACUCCUGCUAUGAAAAGAGAACCAGCCUCAUUUUCUCACUGCCCCAGAGAUCUAGGACGGAAUUUCUAAACUGGAAUCAUCCCUCAUCAGCUUGAAGAUCCCCCAAGAGGUGUAUGAUUGGUGCUGCCCUCUGUGUCCACAUAGUGAUGCUGGUCACAGCAUCCUGUGUACACAUGCAGAGCCAUUACCCAGGGCUUGACGAGCUGAUGACCCAAACUGGAAACUGGGUAAUGCCUUGAAGUGUUUCCAAUCAAUAAGCCCACAGGGAAUUGUUUGGUUUUUAUGUUUUGUUGGAUUUUGGUUUGUUUGGCAUAGCUAAAGGUGCCUUUUUUUUUUUCCUCUCUUUCUAUUUUGUAGGACUUGUAAACAUGGAACACAAGUCCAGAAGACUCUCCUUCUGACUGUUACCUUUGCCCAAAACCACCCAAACUUUUAUGUUCACAUUUUGUUAAAUAAAGCAGGUGCUCCCUGGAAUCUCUGGGACCUUUUUGAGGCAUUUGAAGCAGAAUAUAAAGAGUGGUCUCAUUUCCUUCCUUAAUCUUCCUGGUGGUUGGGAUGUUCCACUUGUAUCAUAGUUUUUUUAUUACUGAUGUGCUCCGCUGUUUUUAAAUGUGAACUUGUGCGCAAAUGUGCAGAUUCAAUGUUCUUGUUACAAACUGAAUAAAUUUUUAUUUUGAAGAUGAAA
This is a messenger RNA of Nycticebus coucang (slow loris), 10857 nucleotides long. It is a transcript of the gene SSH2, whose product is annotated as slingshot protein phosphatase 2. Gene Ontology annotation, molecular function: actin binding; protein tyrosine/serine/threonine phosphatase activity. Gene Ontology annotation, biological process: actin cytoskeleton organization; negative regulation of actin filament polymerization; protein dephosphorylation. The record is from RefSeq and is a predicted model, not a curated record. NCBI's taxonomy places the organism in Eukaryota, Metazoa, Chordata, Mammalia, Primates, Lorisidae. The coding region runs from base 1817 to 6100 and encodes 1427 amino acids. The transcript has 16 exons. Gene Ontology annotation, cellular component: cytoplasm.